Lytechinus pictus (painted urchin) is the source of this 1627-nucleotide messenger RNA. RefSeq names its product small ribosomal subunit protein uS5. Gene Ontology annotation, molecular function: structural constituent of ribosome; RNA binding. Gene Ontology annotation, biological process: translation. The record is from RefSeq and is a predicted model, not a curated record. The transcript has 6 exons. Bases 402 to 1238 code for a protein of 278 amino acids. NCBI's taxonomy places the organism in Eukaryota, Metazoa, Echinodermata, Echinoidea, Temnopleuroida, Toxopneustidae. Gene Ontology annotation, cellular component: ribosome; cytosolic small ribosomal subunit.
UGGAAGAAAGUUCAAGUUCAAGAGGGCAAAUGUAGGGGCGCUAAUGCAGUUUCGCACCGGCCGAUUACCAGCAUAGGGCCUACCUCAUCACCAAUACUACCAUGAGUAUGAGUGACUACUUGUUCCCAAACAAAUGUCAUGACAAGUCUCUCAGUCACAUUUCGAGGUCAAUAUACUCUUUCCAAAUAUCGGGAACGGCUGUAUUUCAUCUUUGAUCUCGAUGUCAUUCGAAUCCUCGGACAUCACUUCGCGGAUCACUUGGAUUCGCCAUGUGAGAUGUUAUAUCUGGCCUGUAGUGCUGCUUUAACCUGUUUCCUCCUUUUUUCAUAUGAAGAGAAUUUUGUUCCAUCCCUUCCUGCCUUAGACUAUUUUAAUAUUUUGUCUUUAUUAAAUUUGUAGCAAUGGCGGACUCAGCACCAGCAGACGCAGCACCAGCCGGUGGUAGAGGAGGUUUUCGUGGCGGCUUUGGGUCAGGUGGCCGUGGUAGAGGUAGGGGUCGCGGACGUGGCCGUGGACGAGGUCGUGGUAGGGGCAAGCCAGAGGACAAGGAAUGGCAGCCAGUUACCAAACUUGGCAGAUUGGUAAAAGACCUGAAGAUCAAGGAUCUGGAAGAGAUCUACCUGUUCUCUCUGCCCAUCAAGGAAUUUGAGAUCAUUGACUUCUUCCUUGGCCCCGCCCUCAAGGAUGAGGUGCUCAAGAUCAUGCCAGUCCAGAAGCAGACCCGUGCUGGACAGCGCACAAGGUUCAAGGCUUUUGUAGCUAUUGGUGACCACAAUGGUCACAUUGGUCUUGGAGUGAAGUGCUCUAAGGAAGUAGCCACAGCCAUCCGUGGGGCUAUCAUCUUGGCUAAGCUCUCUAUCAUCCCAGUCAGGAGGGGCUAUUGGGGUAACAAGAUCGGCAAGCCCCACACUGUACCCUGCAAGGUUACAGGAAAGUGUGGCAGUGUCUUGGUGCGUUUGAUCCCAGCACCUCGUGGUACCGGUAUCGUCAGUGCCCCCGUACCCAAGAAGCUUCUCCAGAUGGCUGGUAUUGAGGACUGUUACACCAGCGCCUGUGGACAGACGGCUACCCUUGGCAACUUUGCUAAGGCAACAUUCCAGGCCAUCUCCAAGACGUACAGCUACCUGACGCCUGACAUGUGGAAGGAGACCAUCUUCAGCAGGUCACCUUACCAGGAGUUCACCGACCAUCUGGCCAAGAACCAUAAGGGACAACCCAAGCCUAAACUCGAAGCCUAAGUCACACCCCUUCCGCCCCCUUCCUGAUCACAGUGAAGGAGGGGUAAGGGGGGUAGCGGCCUCUGAUUAUCGGGGCUUAUUUAGUAAGCCUUGAAUACCCCUCUGGUAAAGGAGGGUUCCCCGCUAAAAGCGGGGCUCCUGGCUGAAAGCCGGGAAAACAUUGCUAUGUAUAAAACAUUGCUCUGUACUGCAAGUAAGAUAAUUUUUCAUUCUCUCUAAUUCACUUGCCUUCAGGUGUAUUUCCAUCUUAGCUUUAUUAAAGCUACUUUUGACAGAUAGCUUUUCAAUAGAAGUCCACCUUGUCUGCCAACACACUAAGUCAAAUGAUUUAGAAAUGUAAUGGAGAAUGUAUCGAGAAAAAGCAAGUAAAAAAAGAGAAAAACUGUCAA